This is a messenger RNA of Schistocerca serialis cubense, 1141 nucleotides long. RefSeq names its product GPN-loop GTPase 2-like. The transcript has a single exon. Gene Ontology annotation, molecular function: GTPase activity. The record is from RefSeq and is a predicted model, not a curated record. Gene Ontology annotation, cellular component: cytoplasm. Bases 629 to 1141 code for a protein of 170 amino acids. Lineage: Eukaryota; Metazoa; Arthropoda; Insecta; Orthoptera; Acrididae.
UCCCGGGAGAAAGUCAGAACGUAUAGUAUUUUUGUUGGAGUGUAGUUAUUAAUCGUUCGUUACGGAAAAAAGUAGUGGUGCUAAUUGCUUACAUGUCUCAUUGGUCCGUUGUUGUGAGAAAUCAAAAAAUCCUUUUAAUUUCUGUUCGGCAGAAGACGGAAAAGAAAAAUGUUUUAACUUUGAUUUGUUGGAAAAUGAGUUGUUAAUGGCAUCCAUGGAAUUAUUUCGGAAUGCUGUUUCGCCGGCUGGUAUACACAAAGUGAAAUCGAAAGCAUUUGCAGUGUUGAUUGAUGGUGUUCAUACUGACAUAGUGCUGAUAGUCUACAUAAACAAGCUCUUCGUCGUAUUAACACAGUACAAGAAGUGGGGAUCAUUCAUUACUGUAUGUAAGGAGGCAUCUCGGACAAUUAAUGGUGUAGCAGAUGUUUAUCAUGUUCGGACCAUUCAGGGUUGUGAAAAUGAAGACUGUGAAUUGAUGUGUCGCCAUAUUGCAGAGCGCACAUGUAUGCCUAAACCAGUGCUUUUUUCUGUAUCUUUGAAAAAUUAUGAUGUGAAAACUGUGAAACUUCUUAGAGAAAUCAUACUGAAGAACAAAAUCUGGUGACACUGUGGCUUGCUUUUAGGAAACAUGGCUGCGAUUUUUGGACAACUUGUUAUAGGACCUCCAGGGAGUGGAAAGACAACACACUGUCAGACAAUGGGCCAUUUCCUUAAGAGUAUUGGGAGGAAAGUUUCAAUUAUAAACAUAGAUCCAGCUAACGAUUCUCUGAUUUAUGAAGCAGCAGCUGAUGUAUCAGAGUUAGUUACCGUGGAUGAUGUGAUGACUAAUCUGCACCUAGGACCCAAUGGAGGACUGAUGUUUUGUAUGGAAUUUUUGGAGAAAAAUGUAGAUUGGUUACUAGAACAUGUGUGCCGCUUGAGAGAUUCUUACAUUUUAUUUGACUGUCCUGGGCAGGUUGAAUUAUACACUCAUCAUAAUUCAAUGAAAAAUAUUACAGAAAAACUAGAGAAAUAUGGUGUUCAUCUGUGUGCUGUUCAUCUUGUAGACUGUCAUUACUGUAAUGAUCCAGGGAAGUUUAUCUCAGCAUUGCUGCUCUCCUUGUCAGCAAUGUUGCAACUAGCGUUGCGCAGUUGGAGGUGA